This is a messenger RNA of Caenorhabditis briggsae, 1953 nucleotides long. It is a transcript of the gene Cbr-cup-5, whose product is annotated as Protein CBR-CUP-5. NCBI's taxonomy places the organism in Eukaryota, Metazoa, Nematoda, Chromadorea, Rhabditida, Rhabditidae. The record is from RefSeq and is a predicted model, not a curated record. Gene Ontology annotation, cellular component: lysosomal membrane; plasma membrane. The coding region runs from base 1 to 1953 and encodes 650 amino acids. Gene Ontology annotation, molecular function: NAADP-sensitive calcium-release channel activity. The transcript has 10 exons.
AUGUCGCGGCGAAGCACCACAGACCGCUCGGACUACAAUGACAACGCGUCGAACGCCUCAAACACCUCCCGCCGACCCACAAUAAAUUUUCAAGAAUUAAUGGAAGAUCUGCCAGAGCACGAUCGAGAAACCGGCGAACGUCUUCGCCGUCACCUCCAAUUCUUCUUCAUGAAUCCCAUGGAAAAAUGGAAGGUUCGCCGGCAGCUCCCCUACAAGUUACUGCUCCAAGUGCUCAAAAUCGUCUUUGUCACCAUGCAACUCAUCCUGUUCGCUGAAAUGCGCAUGAGCCACGUGGAUUUUCUAGAAGACACGACUACAGUAAUGCGACAUCGAUUUUUAAAAGAGUGGAACGAUGACCGCGACGCUCUGCAGUAUCCACCUGCCGAGGGGCGCUACUCGGUUUAUGACGAUCAGGGGCUCUCGGAGCAUCUUGGAUUUUUGAUUAAUUCGUACUAUGCCAUCCGCAACGACUCUUUUGCCUCCUUCUCCUACGACGUUGUCAAGCAUCCGGCUGACAAUUUGGGGGCUCUGGGUGCUCAGAUCAGCUUCGAAUCCAUCCCGCCUAUUGAAGUAUUGAUCGAUCGAAUUUCCAAUGUCACUGUGAACAAUAACACUUAUGAUUUUGAUAUUCGGGAGGUUAAAGACACCAAACGGCUCAAUCUCACAGCCCAGGAAGUGUUUCAAAUCGGACAAUCCGACGACACCGUCCGAGAUAUUUUAGCGACACGUGGCAUCACAUUCCUUCCAGAAGACGCGCUGAAAAUCUCGACGGUCCAAUUCAAGUUCCGGCUCCGAACGAUCCAUUACUCGCCAACUGCCGGCGAUCAGAAGCCAGAGUGCUAUAAAAUUGCGGUUUCCAUUAAAUUCGAUAAUUCGAGGCAUACUGGACAGGUUCAUGUUACGCUGUCUACAGUAGUCUCGUAUGUGAAUGUGUGUAAUGGACGGAUUAUUAAAGGUCGAAUUCCAGGCGUCGGCUGGUCAUUCGACACAUUGCUCAUCGGCGGCACCGACAUCUUCGUCCUCAUUCUCUGCAUUCUCUCCCUGAUCCUCUGUUGUCGAGCCCUAAUCAAAGCCUGGUUGCUCCAGAACAAAACCAGCGACUAUUUCGAGAAUGUUCUCCGAAAUCCGAUUACUGUAACCGAUCAACUCGACUUUUUGAAUCUCUGGUAUGUGAUGAUUGUGGUCAACGAUGCGCUGAUCAUCCUGGGAACCAUUGCCAAGAUUUCUAUUGAGUUUCAGGAUUUCGACAAUUCCCUCUUCACCCUAACUUCAAUUUUCCUCGGAAUGGGCGCCCUUCUGGUCUACGUUGGCGUCCUUCGAUACUUUGGAUUUUUCAGUCAAUACAAUAUCCUAAUCCUCACACUCAAACGCUCGGCGCCGAACAUCAUGCGAUUCAUGACAUGUGCCAUUGUGCUCUACGCCGGGUUCCUCAUCGCCGGUUGGGUCAUCAUUGGUCCCUACAGUAUGAAGUUCCGCACGUUAUCCGAGUCGUCAGAAGCACUAUUCUCACUUCUGAACGGUGACGAUAUGUUCGCCACGUUUUAUACGAUUAAUGAUUCGAAUACGGUUAUCAAGGUAUUCGGAACUGUGUAUAUCUACCUCUUCGUGUCACUAUUCAUCUAUGUAGUACUAUCACUGUUCAUUGCUAUCAUCAUGGACGCCUAUGAAGUUGUCAAGGACCGCUACUCAGACGGCUUGCGUUCAAUGGAGAAGCGUGGCUGUCUUCACGAUUUCCUCGAAAUGAUUCCACCGCCGUCGGAACUCGGCUCCCCGACCACUCGAUCCACCUACGCACCGUCGAAUCUGCUGAAUCUGGCGGCUGGCAACGACUCGAGUAGAGCACUUCGCGCUCUCAACGCCAUCGACAAUGCUCGCGACUGGCUAAGCAGUCUAAGAGACGGAACAAGGCAAGUUCCAAUCAUUUUCCAAUCCACUGAACGACUCGCUCGAUGA